UCGCUCCAGACACUGCUGUAUCCCUCUUUCGUUUUUCCAGCCACGGAAAUCGGUGAACCGAUCGGUGCGCUCUGACUUUUCAGUAGUCUGGGGAUAGGUCGCGUUUAUCUGUACUUUUAACGCGGAUGUACGUGAAGCGGGAACCCACUCACAACUUAAGACAAAACAAGAAUCCUCGCUAAGUGAAUGUAUUGGGUCUGCUGCUGUGCGUUCGGACCAAGCGGAUCCUUCCUCUGCGCGAUCAUUUCCUCCUAUUUGGAGAGCAAGGGUGUUAGUUUUCGAAGUGAAAUCUCAGCAGUUGGUUUACUUUAGGGCCUCGUAACGUGUUGCUCUAGCUUAUCAUGUACUUCAUGUCGAGUUACUGAUAUCUAAAAAAAUCUGUAAAGUGCCGCGGUCAAGCCCAUCACUGUGCAAUGCCACAGUUGUCAAAUUGGAGCCCAGAUGGGGAACAAAACUAAACAAAACCUUAGGCUAUAGCUCGCACUUCUACGGAUCCAUCCAGCACGCACCUUUAUGCCAAAUAACGCAUAGGGGCAAAUCCACGUCACGGAUUUCUCCCUCCAUCUCAAAGGCACAAUAUAGGCACUGAUUUAGUUUUUCUGUGUCAAACUGUAGGCUAGGCUACUCAACGAAAUACCCUUUGCACUACCCAGAUCUGACUGAAGCGGAAGAGGACUGUUUUUUUCUGUCUGAGAUACGGGAUACUGGAUUUACCCGCUGGUGGAGACGGUGAUUGUGUGUUGGUGAGGUGAGCUGAGCAGAGCAAAUGAGCGCUCACUGAUACCAUCUCCUGCGGUCUGACUGCCCUGAGCAUCCGGUUACGUGGAACAGUGGUCAACGGAUCAUGUCUCCACUGUUUCCGUGGUAGCUAAUGCACUUCCGGGUCCAGAAGCUUGUCCACUGAUGUUCAACUCCCACACCUGGCAGAGAGACCCCACACACUACUUCUACAAUACCCACGAUUCCUGUCUGCACAAAGUAAGGACUUAGGUGUUGAAGCCCUUAGGUGACUUGGACUUCCUUGUUUUAAUAUUGAACUAUUUCAGCAACACUAACCAGUUUUUAGUUUACAAUAGUGAUCUUAGAGGGACUGUAGAGGCACUGAGAGACAGUCUGAGAGUAAAGAGAGAAAAACAAAGAACAACAAGAAAACAAAAUGGCCAACAACACGGCGGACCACCCUCCGGGGAACUCUGUUGCCGAUGGCAACCAAGAAGGGGACUUUGGCAUCACGGUGAUCGAUCUCCGGGACCUGAUGGAGUUGAGGAGCGGAGAGGCCGUCACCAAGAUAGCCGACUCAUACGGAGACGUGCAGGGGCUCUGCCGCAGGCUCAAGACAUCGCCCAUCGAGGGUCUGUCUGGUAACCCAGUGGAUCUGGAGAAGCGCCACACAGCGUUUGGGAAGAACUUCAUCCCUCCUAAGCAGCCUAAGUCCUUCCUGGCGCUGGUGUGGGAGGCUCUACAGGAUGUUACUCUAAUCAUCCUGGAGAUUGCUGCCGUCAUCUCCCUGGGCCUGUCCUUCUACCACCCCCCUGGGGGAGAUAGCGAACUGUGUGGUGAGACAGCGUCUGGAGUGGAGGAUGAAGGCGAGGCGCAGGCGGGCUGGAUCGAGGGCGCCGCCAUCUUGUUCUCUGUUGCCAUCGUUGUCUUGGUAACGGCAUUUAAUGACUGGAGCAAGGAGAAGCAGUUCCGCGGGCUGCAGAGCCGAAUCGAGCAGGAGCAGAAGUUCACCGUCAUCCGCAAAGGCCAGGUCAUCCAGAUCCCUGUGUCCGAACUAGUGACGGGAGACAUUGCCCAGAUCAAAUACGGUGAUCUUCUGCCAGCUGAUGGUAUCCUGAUCCAGGGAAACGACCUGAAGAUUGACGAAAGCUCUCUGACCGGUGAAUCAGACCAAGUCAGGAAGUCCCUGGAGAAAGACCCCAUGCUGCUGUCCGGCACCCAUGUGAUGGAGGGUUCAGGUAGAAUGGUGGUGUCUGCAGUGGGUCUCAACUCCCAGACUGGAAUCAUCUUCACUCUGCUUGGGGCGGGAGACUGCGACGAGGAAAAGAAGAUCAAGAAAGGUAAAAAACAAGGACCCCCCGAAAAUCGCAACAAAGCUAAGACCCAGGACGGCAUUGCCCUGGAGAUCCAGCCCCUGAAGAGUGAGGUUGAGUCCGAGGAGAAGGAGCCGGAGGUGGAGGUCAAACAGGUGAAGAGGGUUCAGAUCACAAAGAAGGAGAAGUCUGUGCUGCAGGGCAAACUCACCAAACUGGCCGUGCUGAUCGGGAAGGCAGGUCUGAUCAUGUCAGCAGUGACGGUGAUCAUUCUCAUUCUGUACUUCGUGAUCGACACGUUCGGGGUGCAGGGUCGCCCAUGGCUGAAGGAGUGUACCCCCAUCUACAUCCAGUACUUUGUCAAGUUCUUCAUCAUCGGAGUCACUGUGCUGGUGGUGGCUGUGCCUGAGGGGCUGCCUCUAGCCGUCACCAUCUCUCUGGCCUACUCUGUCAAGAAAAUGAUGAAAGACAAUAACCUGGUGCGUCACCUGGAUGCGUGUGAGACCAUGGGGAACGCUACGACCAUCUGCUCCGACAAGACGGGCACCCUCACCAUGAACCGUAUGACCGUGGUGCAGGCCUACUUGGGAGACACACACUACAAGAAAGUACCGGAACCCGACGUCAUCAAACCAUCCACACUGGAGGUCCUGGUCAACAGCAUCGCCAUCAACUCAGCCUAUACUACUAAGAUCCUGUCUCCAGAGAAGGAGGGAGGUCUGCCCCGCCACGUUGGCAACAAGACAGAGUGCUCCCUAUUGGGCUUCGUGCUGGAGCUGAAGAGGGACUACCAGCCAAUCAGGGAAGAGAUUCCUGAGGAGAAGCUGUACAAGGUGUACACCUUCAACUCAUCCCGUAAGAGCAUGAGCACAGUGCUGAAGAACACUGAUGGUAGUGGCUUUCGCAUGUACAGCAAGGGAGCCUCCGAGAUCGUCCUACGCAAAUGUUCCCGUAUCCUGGACACCAACGGGGAGCCACGUAUCUUCAAGCCUAAGGACCGUGAUGAGAUGGUGAAGGUGGUGAUUGAGCCCAUGGCCUGUGACGGUCUGAGGACCAUCUGUGUGGCCUACAGGGACUUCCCUGCUGAGGCAGGAGAACCAGACUGGGACAACGAGGCCGAUAUCCUCAACGAGCUCACCUGCAUCUGUGUGGUCGGCAUCGAGGACCCCGUCAGACCUGAGGUACCUGAUGCUAUACUCAAGUGCCAGAGGGCUGGCAUCACCGUGCGCAUGGUUACCGGGGACAACAUCAACACCGCCCGUGCCAUAGCAACCAAGUGUGGCAUCCUGUUGCCGGGCGAGGACUUCCUGUGUCUGGAGGGCAAAGAGUUCAACCAGCUGAUCCGUAAUGACCAGGGAGAGGUGGAGCAAGAGCGUCUGGAUAAGGUGUGGCCCAACCUGCGUGUGCUGGCUCGUUCCUCUCCCACUGACAAACACACUCUGGUCAAAGGUAUCAUGGACAGCACCGUCCUCGAGACGCGACAGGUGGUGGCUGUGACAGGUGACGGAACUAACGAUGGCCCCGCCCUGAAGAAGGCUGAUGUUGGAUUCGCUAUGGGUAUUGCCGGUACGGACGUGGCUAAGGAAGCAUCAGAUAUCAUUCUGACUGACGAUAACUUCACCAGCAUCGUCAAGGCUGUGAUGUGGGGCCGCAAUGUCUACGACAGCAUCUCCAAGUUCCUCCAGUUCCAGCUCACUGUCAACGUGGUGGCCGUCAUCGUGGCCUUCACUGGCGCCUGCAUCACACAGGACUCUCCUCUGAAAGCGGUGCAGAUGUUGUGGGUUAACCUGAUCAUGGACACCCUGGCCUCCCUGGCCCUAGCCACCGAACCCCCCACUGAGUCCCUGUUGCUGAGGAAGCCGUAUGGCCGCAAUAAGCCCCUAAUCUCCCGCACCAUGAUGAAGAACAUCCUGGGUCAUGCCGUCUACCAGCUCACAAUCAUCUUCACCCUGCUGUUCGCUGGAGAGAACAUCUUCAACAUCGACAGUGGGCGUAACGCGCCCCUCCACUCGCCGCCCUCAGAGCACUACACCAUUGUGUUCAAUGUGUUCGUCAUGAUGCAGCUAUUCAAUGAGAUCAAUGCCAGGAAGAUCCACGGAGAGAGGAACGUUUUUGAGGCCAUCUACCGUAACCCCAUCUUCUGUAGCGUGGUCCUGGGAACCUUCGUCCUGCAGAUUGUCAUUGUCCAGUUUGGAGGGAAGCCCUUCUCCUGCACGGCUCUGACCAUUGACCAGUGGCUCUGGUGUGUGUUCAUCGGAGUGGGAGAGCUGCUUUGGGGACAGCUGAUCUCCGCCAUCCCCACCCAUCACCUGAAGUUCCUAAAGGAGGCUGGCCACGGCACCCAUAAGGAGGAUGUCCCCGAAAACGAGAUGAAUGAGGGGGACGAUGAGAUCGACCACGCUGAGAUGGAGCUCCGUAGGGGACAGGUCCUCUGGUUCAGGGGCCUCAACCGCAUCCAGACUCAGAUGGAUGUGGUCUAUACGUUCCAGACGGGUCAGACUCCGGUGCCGGGGGCGUUGAGACGCCAGCCCUCAGUGGUCAGCCAGCACAACGACGCCAAAACAGUCUCUAGCCCCACCCACAUUAAGGUGGUCAAUGCGUUCCGUAGCUCCCUUUACCCGGGGCUAGAGAACCGAGAAUCAAAAAAUUCCAUCCAUAACUUCAUGGCCCACCCUGAGUUUGUUCCCCUGUCUGAGGAGGAGGCGCGGAUCCCUGACAUCGAUGAGAGCAGCAGUGAUGAGAUGGAGAUCCAGCACAUCCCCAGCUCCUUCUCUGGGGGGGCAGAAGCUCCAGACGUCAGCCACGAGGCCUCCUGCUGAUCACCUCCUCUGCUCCUCUCUUCCGUUCUGCUCUAUCCAUCCCCCCCGUCGGCCGGCUGGCUACCCUCCUGCACUUCCUCUCUUCAAACACCAGGAGGACAUGCAGUACGCCCCUCAUCCUACAGAGGGUACACCCAGAGCAGGCAAGGGGUCCCAGCGCCUCCCCCUCUUCACCUCCUCUUCCUCCGCCUCCUCUUCCCUCAUCUUUCUGAACCCUACACCCACCUCUCACCUGCCCCCCCACCCACCCCACCUUGCCAUUCCCAUCGGCUUGCACGGACUGUGAUGCGUGUGCCCUUUAAGUAUGUGCAGCAGAGUGACAUGCAGACCAUCCGAUCACAUCGCGCCCCAAACUCAUGGGUGGGAGGGGCCAUGUGGGGUCCACCAAUCUGCUCUGUCGAAGGCUGUAGCCUGUCCUACUGUCCAUCUUUGGAGUUUUAAUAUCAGUUUUCAGAACUGAAACACAACAUGUUUAUCCUCCUGUACGUGCUUAUUACACACUGCAUACACUAACUGACACAGAACUUUAGGAGUAUAUCCAUGUGUACAUUCAUGUAUGUGUACAUACAGUAUAUAUGCUUUAUAGGCUCUUCAACACAGCUCCAAGCUGAUUUGAUGAUCAAAUGAACAUGGGCCAUGUGAUUUAACAGCUUUCAGCUACUGAGUUUUGCCUCUCCAUUUCUCAAUCUGUGUUUUAACUGUACAGUGUGUAUGCAUUUGAUCUGUUUUGAAGCAAGAUGUACUAAUUGGUUAUUCAGUUCAAUCCAGGAACCCAUGUCUUCAUUCAUUCUGAUAAACUACAUAUUUUCAAUGAUGAAGGUUCAACCGUCUAAACAUCUCUCACUUUUUUCUUCUGGGUCCAUUUGACAUGAUUUUAUUAUGAUUUCUCCUUUUUUUAUGGAAGGAAAGUGCAAAGGAUGCUAGUCUAUUUUAACAGAAAAGUGAAUUCUCUUAAAACAACACAUUCAAAGAAAAGCUAGUAGCAGGCUAGAGCCAGAGGGAACCCCCUCUCUGUGGAGUGGCGUCAUAGCAAGACGAUGUGGGAAAAAGGGCCGGGGCAUGCCCUCAUCUGAUGACCUCAUCUCAAUCAGGGUUCUGGUUUUCACUAGCCCGUUGAGAGUAAGUUGACAGCUUACGAUACUGCCUCAAUAUGGAGUAAGAAUAAGAACGUCCGAGUGAAGUGAAUGAUCUUUUUUCAAGGACCAGUUCACCCCCAUCUCUCGUAUGCAUAACGUAUUUGAUCCAGGUUUCAGCCGUGUUAAAUAGAAUGGGAAUUUAGAGAUGGUUUUUGGGGUCAUUAUUGGUUGGGGUUAGGACCUACCUUGUGUACAAGACAGAAAUUGGUAGUUGUUUUUUCUUUAGUCUGUCACUCCUUUUUUCCACACAUAAAAAAACUAAAUUAAUACAUUCUGAUCUAUACCUUAACAAGACAAAUGUACUACUCUUUUUACACUGUUGACAAGCGUUGGGCUUGUUCCUGUUAGCUGCAGCUUGACUGUGUGUGUCGUUAUCGAGUGUCACUGUGUCGGCUUCAGAGUGACACAGGACUAUCGAUCUCUCCCGCCAUGCCUCUGGGAGAAGCAACCAUUAGAGGCCCAGAUAUGAAUCCAAUAUACCCCCUCCCUCCUCACCCUGUCCUGCUCCCCUUACACCCUACCUCCCCCGGCCUGCUAGCAUAGGGACACAACACAUCCCCACAUGUCCUCUCGGGUCAACCCACCUACCAACCAACCCACCAACCACAGAUAAUAGCCUAACAAGAAGAGGAAUACUCUAACAAGAAAAAAACUAUACUCAACCAGAGAUGUGCAUGAGAGCUCCUGUAUUCAGUGGUGUAUGUCGUUGUUUUAAAUGAUGGUAGAAAGAGUGUAAACUUGGGCAGACUCCCACUCCGGCCACCAACUCUGUGACAGAGUGUGACACCCUCAACAGGAUAUGUGCUAUCGAUGUACUACUGCCAUAUUUUCAACCUUAUUUUCAUAUCUAGGUUACUUACUUCGAUAGAACCCUCUGAUGAUACACCUUUUCUACUUACUCAGAGCCAUAUUUUAUAGGUUGUCGUUGUUGUUUUGUACCCCAUCGUUAUUGAGGUUUCCUUUCUAUUCCACUCUGACCCAAAAAAUGAUGGAAGCAAAAUAACGUGUCACUGCCGACUAUAUGUGUCAUGGACUACAACGAUGUUUACAGAACAUAGUCUGCCUGCUGCCGUAAGCCUGCUGCCGUAAGCCUGCCACCGUAAGCCUGCUCGCGCUGCGCCUCCCUCUUCUGGCUGGUCUCCUUGCUUAGUGCAUCAUUAUUGGGAAGCUUUCUUGCAUGAUUUUCAUAUAAACUCAAUGUUUUGUUCAUUUUUUACAAUUCUUCUGUAUUUUUAUAUUUAGUAUUUUUUAAUAUUUUGGAAUAUAUAUGUAUAGGCUGAAGUGUUUUGGUGACAGUACAGUCCAUGAAUGAGAUGAAUCAACAGGGGAAUAUGUUUCUAUAUACAGUAUAUUAAUGCGGCAUUUGUAAACCAUGAUUGGUUGUCCGAUGCUGGGGCUAACAAAGCUAAAAUAAACUGUUUACUCACUUUA
Messenger RNA from Coregonus clupeaformis (lake whitefish), 7419 nucleotides. RefSeq names its product plasma membrane calcium-transporting ATPase 1. Lineage: Eukaryota; Metazoa; Chordata; Actinopteri; Salmoniformes; Salmonidae. The record is from RefSeq and is a predicted model, not a curated record. Gene Ontology annotation, molecular function: ATP binding; PDZ domain binding; P-type calcium transporter activity. The transcript has 23 exons. Gene Ontology annotation, cellular component: membrane; intracellular membrane-bounded organelle. Bases 1157 to 4852 code for a protein of 1231 amino acids. Gene Ontology annotation, biological process: calcium ion transmembrane transport; regulation of cytosolic calcium ion concentration.